AUGUCUUUAUUUCUCAGUAACUUAUUAACAAAUGACUCCAGCCUGUGGAAAGAAAAUCAUAAUUCUACGGACCUUUUCAAUCCUCCAGGAGCUCUGAGUAUCUACCUGUUUUGUCUAAUCUGUUUCAUGACUCUUGCAGCUCUUGCGGGCAGCAUCUUUUCCCUCACUUCCUUGCUAAAAAUGCAGAACCGAACUGUCGUCUCCGUGCUUGUGGCUUCCUGGUCUGUGGAUGAUCUCCUGGGAGUCUUGGCGGUGACCAUCUUCAUGCUUUUGCAGUGGCCAGACGACGUCCCUGGCUACUUCCAGGCUCUGUGCACCACCUCUGCCAUAGUGUAUCUGUGCCAGGGCCUCUCCAGCAACUUGAAGGCGACUCUGUUAGUCUCCUACAACUUUUACACUUUGCGCAGGGCUGUGGGGAGCCACGCAGGCUCGGGGAGCUCUGGCCGGGCGCUAGGCGCGGCGCUGGCGGUGUGGGCAGCCAGCCUGGUGCUCUCGGCGCUCCCGCUGUGCGGCUGGGGCGCCUUCGUGCGCACGUCCUGGGGCUGCCUGGCCGACUGCUCCAGCUCCUACGUGCUGCUCCCCUUCGCGGUGUACGCUCUCGCCUUGGCGCUGCUGGCCGGCUUCUCGCUGCCGCUCACCCCCCAGUUGCUGUGUUCCGAGGAGCCACAGAGACUUCUUGGCAACUAUCAGGCAAUUUCCCGAGGGGCUUCCACCCCCGGAACCCCUCCCACCGGGGGAAGAACGCUUUCCCUGUCUCCAGAAGCCGCUCCAGACUGGGCUGUACGGUGCACUGGAGGCUCCCCUAGCUCGGACAAAGUGUUCGGAGCGAGGCUGCCCGCUGCGGCUGGAGCCAGCAGGCGGGAGCACCGGGGGACUCUCUAUGGCACCCGGAACUACACCGUUAGCGUCGCGCAGAAGCGCUUCGCCUUGAUCCUAGCACUGACCAAAGUCCUCCUUUGGCUACCCAUGAUGAUCCACCUGGUGGUCAAACACGUGGUAGAGUUUCAGAACCUUCCGUUGGAGAUCCUCAGCUUUCUACUAACCCUGCUGGCCGCCACUGUAACCCCCGUGUUUGUCUUGUCCAAACGCUGGACCCAUCUGCCCUGUGGCUGCAUCAUCAACUGCAAGCAGAACACAUUCGCAGUGACAUCUGACGGAGAGAAAAGUAAGAGGAAAGGCUUUGAAUUCAAUCUAUCAUUCCAACAAAGUUAUGGAAUUUAUAAAAUAGCUCAUGAAGAUUACUACGAGGAUGAUGAAAAUUCUGUAUCCUAUCACAAUUUGAUGAACUAUGAUUGUGAAACUACAAAAGACUCUCAAAGAGACAACCGUACUAUCUUCAAUACCAUAAAAGUUGAAAUCAGCACCACACCUUGUCUGGACAGCUCUGCACUAAAGGGCAUUAACAAAUGCACAAAUACCGACGUUACAGAGAUCAAACAGGAUUCGGACAAAGAAAGGAGUCUAUUUUCUGACAAAAGGGAAAGUGUUAUUAACUAUGAAGAAACUGCCUUUUUUGAAGCGCCAGAGAGAAGGCUGUCUCAUGAAGAGAAUCAGAAACCAGAUCUUUCAGAUUGGGAGUGGUGUAGGAGCAAAUCAGAAAGAACACCUCGUCAGCGUUCCGGCGGUGGGCUUGCCAUUCCUUUGUGUGCUUUUCAGGGGACUGUGUCUCUCCAUGCACCUACAGGGAAGACUCUGUCUCUUUCAACAUACGAGGUAAGCGCAGAAGGCCAAAAAAUAACCCCAGCCUCUAAGAAAAUAGAAGUCUAUCGAUCCAAAAGUGUUGGCCAUGAACCAAAUUCAGAGGACUCUCCCAACACAUUGGCGGACACCAGUGUGAAAAUACACUUGGAGGUUCUUGAAAUUUGUGAUAACGAAGAGGCGUUGGACACUGUGUCUAUCAUUAGCAACAUCAGCCAGUCCUCCACCCAGGUCAGAUCUCCAUCCCUACGCUACUCACGAAGAGAAAACAGAUUUGUUUCAUGUGAUUUAGGGGAAACAGCCUCAUACUCUCUCUUUUUACCCACGAGUAACCCUGAUGGUGAUAUCAACAUCUCCAUUCCAGACACUGUUGAAGCUCACAGACAGAACAGUAAACAACAGCAUCAAGAAAGGGAUGGCUACCAGGAGGAAAUCCAACUGUUAAAUAAAGCUUACAGGAAGAGGGAGGAAGAAAGCAAGGGUGAAUAG
This is a messenger RNA of Ochotona curzoniae (black-lipped pika), 2187 nucleotides long. RefSeq names its product G protein-coupled receptor 149 (gene GPR149). NCBI's taxonomy places the organism in Eukaryota, Metazoa, Chordata, Mammalia, Lagomorpha, Ochotonidae. Gene Ontology annotation, molecular function: neuropeptide binding; G protein-coupled receptor activity. Gene Ontology annotation, cellular component: neuron projection; membrane. The transcript is spliced from 4 exons. The coding region runs from base 1 to 2187 and encodes 728 amino acids. The record is from RefSeq and is a predicted model, not a curated record. Gene Ontology annotation, biological process: neuropeptide signaling pathway.